Messenger RNA from Ogataea haglerorum, 1212 nucleotides. RefSeq lists its product as uncharacterized. Bases 1 to 1212 code for a protein of 403 amino acids. The record is from RefSeq and is a predicted model, not a curated record. NCBI's taxonomy places the organism in Eukaryota, Fungi, Ascomycota, Pichiomycetes, Pichiales, Pichiaceae. The transcript has a single exon.
AUGUCGCAGAAAUCGGUCGCUAUCCUGCGGGUGCGGGACCUGCCCGUCACCACGUUUACCAGGAAACGAAUCAUGGGGCUCGUAGUGGGCAUCACGACUCGCGAUAAGCCGACCAAGCCAAUUGUGGUGCAUAUGACGGACUUUUCUCGAAAUCCAUCUGUCGCGCAAUCUGAGAUGAACUACGCCAGCUGUGACCCGCCUUUUUUCGACGAUCCUGAACAAGCCGACAGUAUCAUUGACGUGGCAUUUUAUCCCGAGUCGGUGACACAUUUAAAACGCAUUCUUGGCGACACUGUGAGCCCCAAAUUGUUCGACAACAGGAGCGCGUCGUUUUAUCCGCUCUAUCAGCACGCGACCGUGAUAUCAUUGCGGCUGAGAUCGAAAUUGUGGAGCGACCAGAUUGACCUGAUAGCUGACCCUGGAUUUUCUGACAACUGUUACAGCCAGAUCUGGCCGGUGAGUAUUCUUGAAGCCAGAAACAAUCCGGCAGCUGAGACGAUCUACGACCCAAACGAGAAUAAUUAUGCUCUGGCGCGGGAGAUCCUGCGCGACUGGAAGACUCAAUGCAGUGCGUAUAGUGGCUCCAACCCGAAAGUCAAACAGGUUAUGGACGAGCUUUCCGAGUCAGCUGCUAGUGUGACAUGCUCACCGCCACACACUCUGCACCGCCACGAAGCACAGGAGCAGUACUCAGAGACAGGUUUUCUCAGCGACAUGGAAAGCUCUGACGACGAAGAGCUCCCCAGAAAAGAGUCCAAAAGGGGAGCCUCUGCCAAGAAAAGCAGCCGUGUCAAAGAUACGCCAAACGUGACCUUUCCUGUCUCCCAAAUUCCCCUAGCUGACUACACCGGAGCAUAUUUCAUCCAUGUGCAGAUAAUGCGGCUGGAGACACGCACGGCCGAUCUCAUCUACAAAAGCUUCCCCGAUAAUAAGAUAAUGACAAAAGCAAUCGACGUGCUGGUGCGGGAGGUCGACUCGGCUGCAACACUGCGAAUCAGAGUGGAAGGGUACGAUCUUUUCCGGUUUGCAGGCAUCACGUUUACAUACCCGCUAUUAGACAUGACAGCGGCGGAAGUCGAAACCGCAAAAAAAUUGGCAGCUCUGGUGCACAGGCCGGUGCGUAUGUUGGUGAGGCCGUACUCGCUGCCCCUGGAGGCAGCCACGGUGAACACUGGACGUUGUUACAGAUGGCUGUUUACAGAAUAUCCUUGA